Nannospalax galili (Upper Galilee mountains blind mole rat) is the source of this 10397-nucleotide messenger RNA. RefSeq names its product nuclear receptor binding SET domain protein 1 (gene Nsd1). Lineage: Eukaryota; Metazoa; Chordata; Mammalia; Rodentia; Spalacidae. Bases 209 to 8320 code for a protein of 2703 amino acids. Gene Ontology annotation, cellular component: nucleus; chromatin. The record is from RefSeq and is a predicted model, not a curated record. The transcript has 23 exons. Gene Ontology annotation, biological process: regulation of DNA-templated transcription. Gene Ontology annotation, molecular function: protein binding; histone H3K36 methyltransferase activity.
GGCGGUGGCAGCGGCGGCGGCGGAAUAGGCCGGGGCAGGUCGCGUUAGCUACCUUCUCGCCUGAAGAGAAACGCAGGGGGGAGGGGGGUGCGGAGAGCGGCUCCUCUCUCAGUCCUCCGCUCCGCUCGCGCCCCAGUGUAAUGAGGGUCACCCCCUCCCCCCAGCUGGCCCGGGAGGGGGCACGGGGCACGGUUGAUGCUGGCCCAGUAUGGAUCAGUCCUGUGAACUAUCUAGAAGAAAUUAUCUGCUGUCCUUUUCUAAUCCGGUGAAUUUAGAUGCCCCUGAAGACAAGGACAGCCCUUUCGGUAAUGGUCAAUCCAAUUUUUCUGAGCCACUUAAUGGGUGUACUAUGCAGUUAUCGACUGCCAGUGGAACAUCCCAAAAUGCUUAUGGACAAGAUUCUCCAUCUUGUUACAUUCCACUGCGGAGACUACAGGAUCUGGCCUCCAUGAUCAAUGUAGAGUAUUUAAGUGGGUCUGCUGAUGGAUCAGAAUCCUUUCAAGACCCUGCAAAAAGUGAUUCAAGAGCUCAGUCGCGAAUUGGUUGCACUUCCUUGAGUCCUGGUGGUCCAACAGCACUUGCUAUGAAUAUGAAACAGGAACCCUCUUGUAAUAACUCCCCUGAACUCCAGUUAAAAGUAACAAAGACGAUCAAGAAUGGCUUUCUGCACUUUGAGAAUUUUACUUGUGUGGACGAUGUAGAUUCUGAAAUGGACCCAGAACAGCCAGUCACAGAGGAUGAGAGUAUAGAGAUCUUUGAGGAGACUCAGACCAAUGCUACCUGCAAUUAUGAGCCUAAAUCAGAAAAUGAUGUAGAAAUGGCCAUGGGAAGUGAACAAGACAGCACACCAGAGAGUAGACAUGGUGCAGUCAAACCGCCAUUCUUGCCAUUAGCUCCUCAAACUGAAACACAGAAAAAUAAACAAAGAAGUGAAGUGGACGGAAGCAAUGAAAAAACAGCCCUUCACCCUGUCCCCUUUUCACUAGGAGAUACGAACGUUACCAUAGAAGAGCAAUUUAACUCAAUAAAUUUAUCUUUUCAGGAUGAUCCAGACUCCAGUACCAGUACAUUAGGAAACAUGCUAGAAUUACCUGGAACUUCAUCAUCAUCUACUUCACAGGAAUUGCCAUUUUGUCAACCGAAGAAAAAGUCUACACCACUGAAAUAUGAAGUUGGAGAUCUCAUUUGGGCAAAAUUCAAGAGACGCCCUUGGUGGCCCUGUAGGAUUUGUUCUGAUCCAUUGAUUAAUACUCACUCAAAAAUGAAAGUUGCCAACAGGAGACCCUAUAGAGAGUACUACGUGGAGGCUUUUGGAGACCCUUCUGAAAAAGCCUGGGUGGCUGGAAAAGCAAUCGUCAUGUUUGAAGGCAGGCAUCAGUUUGAAGAGCUACCUGUCCUUAGGAAAAGAGGGAAACAGAAAGAAAAAGGAUAUAGGCAUAAGGUUCCUCAGAAAAUUUUGAGUAAAUGGGAAGCCAGUGUUGGUCUUGCUGAGCAAUAUGAUGUUCCCAGAGUCUCGAGUAAGAACCAAAAAUGUGUCACCAGUUCAAUCAAGUUGGACAGUGAAGAGGAUAUGCCAUUUGAGGACUGUGCAAAUGAUCCUGAAUCAGAACAUGACCUACUGUUUAAUGGCUGCUUGAAGUCUUUGGCUUUUGAUUCUGACCAUUCUGGAGAUGAAAAGGAAAAGCCUUGUGCCAAGACUCUCACUAGAAAGAGCACUGAUAAUCUUAAAAGGACUAGUGUGAAAAAGGGCCUCAUGUCAUUUGAAGCACAUAAAGAGGAACGGGGAAACAUUCCAGAAAACCUUGGCCUAAACUUUAUCUCUGGGGAUGUCUCUGAUAAACAGGCUUCUAAUGAACUUUCCAGGAUAGCGAACAGCCUUACAGGGACUAGCACUGCCCCAGGAAGUUUCCUUUUUUCUUCAUGUGGGCAAAGCACUGCAAAAGCAGAAUUUGAGACUUCAAAUUGUGAUUCUUUAUUGGACUUAUCUGAAGGUGCUUUGAUUUCUAAACCUUCUGGGGAGAAAAGGAAACUCCAGUCAGACCUGGUAUGCAGUUCAAAAGUGCAGCUCUGUUAUAUUGGAGCUGAUGAUGAGGAAAAGGAAAGUGACUCCAUUAGUAUAUGUACCACUUCUGAUGAUGGGAGCAGUGAUCUGGAUCCUAUAGAACAUAGCUCAGAGUCUGAUAACAGUGUUCUUGAAAUUACAGAUGCUUUUGAUAGAACAGAAAAUGUGUUAUCCGUGCACAAAAAUGAAACAAAGUAUUCUAGGUAUCCUGCCACAAAUAGUAGGGUAAAAGAAAAAUCAAAGUCCCUCAUUACUAAUUCACAUUCAGACCACUUAAUGGAUUCUACUAAGACAGUGGAACCUGGAACUGCUGAGAUCUCUCAGGUUAAUCUCUCUGAUCUUAAAGUCUGUACUCCUGUCCCCAAAUCUCAGUCAGAAUUUAGAAAUGAUGGUCUCUCUCCAAAAUUCAACCCACCAUCAGGCAUUUCUAGUGAAAACUUCCUAAUAAAGGGUGGGACUAUAAAUGAAGCUCUAAUACCCUUGAAAAGCAAACAGCCCAAGUUCCGAAGCAUAAAAUGCAAACAUAAAGAUAACUCAGCAGUUGUAGAACCUGCAGUUACGAAUGAGGACCACAAUUUGAAAUGCUCCUCUUCUGAUACCAAAGGCUCCUCUUUGGCCAGCAUAUCCAAAAGUGGGAAAGCAGAUGGACUGAAGCUACUGAACAAUAUGCAUGAGAAAAGCAGAGAUUCAAGUGACAUAGAAACAGCAGUGGUGAAGCAUGUUCUGUCAGAAUUGAAGGAACUCUCUUAUAGAUCUUUAAGUGAGGAUGUCAGUGAUUCUGGAACAUCAAAACCAUCAAAACCUUUACUAUUUUCUUCUGCUUCUAGUCAGAAUCACAUACCUAUUGAACCAGAUUACAAAUUUAGUACAUUGCUAAUGAUGCUGAAAGAUAUGCAUGAUAGUAAGACCAAGGAACAAAGAUUGAUGACUGUUCAAAACCUGGCCUCUUACCGGAGUCCUGAUCGAGGGGACUCUUCUACCAGCAGUCCUAUAGGGGCUUCCAAGGUUUUGGUUUUAGGAGGUUCCACCCGCAAUUCAGAAAAAACUGGAGAUGAUACUCAGGACUCUGUCCGGCCUAGCCCUAGUGGGGGUAACUCUUCAUUGUCUAGGGAGUUGUCUUCUUCCCUACCUGUCUUAGCUUCUAACAGAAGAGACCUCCCUACUUAUGGCAAAAGUCGCUCAAACUGUAUUACUAGGCGCAACUGUGGUCGAGGAGGAAAGCCAUCAUCCAAAUUAAGAGAAGCCCAGAUGGCAAAGAGCACAGUGAACCGGAAAGCCUUAAAGACAGAGCGCAAAAGAAAAUUGAACCGCCUUCCAGCUGUGACUCUUGAAGCUGCUCUGCUGGGAGACAAAGAAAGUGGCAGCUCAGUGAAUGGCCCAUCAAGGGGUGGGGCAGAAGAUCUGGGUAAAAAAGAGCCUCUUGAAUUAACAAGUGAAGACACCCAUUUUUCUGAAGUACAUUUUGAUAACAAGGUUAGCCUGUCUGACCCUGAUAAAAUUCCUGAAAAAGAACCUCCUUUUGAGAAGAGAAAAUGCCCAGAGCUGGGCUCUGAAAUGAAGAGUGAGAAUGAUGAACUCCGUGGUAUAAAUCAAGUGGUACCUAAAAAGCGGUGGCAGCGAUUAAACCAAAAGCGCCCUAAACCUGGAAAACGCACUAACAGAUUUAGGGAGAAGGAAAACUCUGAGGGUGCCUUUGGAGUCUUGCUUUCUUGUGACGUUGUACAGAAGGGGAGGGAUGAUUACCUGGAGCAAAGAACUCUUCCUACAAGUAUACUUGAGAACUCAACAGACCCCAAUCACACCAGCUGCUCAGAUUCGGUUGGGUCACAUUUGAAUGUUUGUGAUAAAUCCAGUGCUGGCAUGGAGAGUACUUGUGAUAAAUCCAUUGUCAGUAUGGACAGUGUGGAAAAGGAGACAGGACUUCCCAGUUUGACUCCACAGACCAAGCUCCCUGAACCAGCCAUGCGGUCAGAGAAGAAACGCCUUAGGAAGCCAAGCAAGUGGCUUCUGGAAUAUACAGAAGAAUAUGAUCAGAUAUUUGCUCCAAAGAAAAAACAAAAGAAGGUACAGGAGCAAGUGCAUAAGGUAAGUUCCCGCUGUGAAGAGGAAAGCCUUCUAGCCCGAUGUCGAUCUAGUGCUCAGAACAAGCAGGUGGAUGAGAAUUCUUUGAUUUCAACCAAAGACGAGCCUCCAGUUCUUGAAAGAGAGGCUCCAUGUUUGGAAGGGCCCUUGGCUCAGUCAGAUCUUGUAGGUGGACAUGCUGAGUUGCCACAGCUUACCUUGUCUGUACCUGUGGCUCCAGAAGUCUCUCCGCGGCCUGCCCUUGAGUCUGAGGAAUUGCUUGUUAAAACACCAGGAAAUUAUGAAAGUAAGCGUCAAAGGAAACCAACUAAGAAACUUCUUGAAUCCAAUGAUUUAGACCCUGGAUUUAUGCCUAAGAAGGGAGAUCUUGGCUUUUCUAGAAAGUGCUAUGAAGCUGUUCGCUUGGAGAAUGGUAUUAACAACUCAUGUGCUGCGUCUCAUUUGAAAGAGUUUGGUGGAGGCACUUCCAAGAUAUUUGAUAAACCAAGGAAGCGAAAGCGACAGAGACAUGUUACAGCCAAAGUACAGUGUAAAAAAGUGAAAAAUGAGGACUCGUCAAAAGAUACUCCAAGCGCAGAGGGAGAACUGAUGAUUCACAGGACUACCGCCAGCCCCAAGGAGAUUCUUGAAGAUGGUGUAGAACAUGAUUCUGGGAUAUCUGCAUCCAAAAAACUGCAGGGUGAGCGGGGUGGAGGAGCAGCACUCAAGGAGAAUGUUUGUCAGAAUUGUGAGAAACUGGGUGAACUGCUAUUAUGUGAGGCUCAGUGCUGUGGGGCUUUCCAUCUGGAAUGCCUUGGCUUAACUGAGAUGCCCCGAGGAAAAUUCAUCUGCAAUGAAUGUCGGACAGGAAUCCAUACUUGUUUUGUAUGUAAGCAGAGUGGGGAAGAUGUCAAAAGGUGCCUUCUUCCCUUGUGUGGAAAGUUUUACCAUCAAGAGUGUGUCCAGAAGUACCCACCAACUGUCAUGCAGAACAAAGGCUUCCGAUGCUCCCUCCACAUGUGUAUAACCUGCCAUGCUGCUAAUCCAGCCAAUGUCUCUGCUUCUAAAGGUCGUCUGAUGCGCUGUGUCCGCUGUCCUGUGGCAUACCAUGCCAAUGACUUUUGUCUUGCUGCUGGAUCAAAAAUCCUUGCCUCUAAUAGUAUCAUCUGCCCUAAUCACUUUACCCCUAGGCGGGGCUGUCGAAAUCAUGAGCAUGUUAAUGUCAGCUGGUGUUUUGUGUGCUCAGAAGGUGGUAGCCUUCUGUGCUGUGAUUCUUGCCCUGCUGCUUUUCAUCGUGAAUGUCUGAAUAUUGAUAUCCCUGAAGGAAAUUGGUAUUGCAAUGACUGUAAGGCAGGCAAAAAACCACACUACAGGGAGAUUGUCUGGGUAAAAGUGGGGCGAUACAGGUGGUGGCCAGCUGAGAUCUGCCAUCCUCGAGCUAUUCCCUCUAACAUUGAUAAAAUGAGACAUGAUGUGGGAGAGUUCCCUGUUCUCUUCUUUGGUUCUAAUGACUAUCUGUGGACUCAUCAGGCCCGAGUCUUCCCUUACAUGGAAGGGGAUGUGAGCAGCAAAGAUAAGAUGGGCAAAGGAGUAGAUGGAACAUAUAAAAAAGCUCUUCAAGAAGCUGCAGCAAGGUUUGAAGAGUUAAAAGCCCAAAAAGAACUAAGACAGCUGCAGGAAGAUCGAAAGAAUGACAAGAAGCCACCACCAUAUAAACACAUAAAGGUGAACCGUCCUAUAGGCCGGGUACAGAUCUUCACUGCAGACUUGUCAGAAAUUCCCCGUUGCAACUGUAAAGCUACUGAUGAGAACCCCUGUGGGAUAGACUCUGAGUGCAUCAACCGCAUGCUGCUUUAUGAGUGCCAUCCCACAGUAUGUCCUGCUGGAGGGCGUUGCCAGAACCAGUGCUUCAGCAAGCGCCAGUAUCCAGAGGUUGAAAUUUUCCGCACAUUACAGAGGGGUUGGGGUCUACGGACAAAAACAGAUAUUAAAAAGGGUGAAUUUGUGAAUGAAUAUGUGGGUGAGCUAAUAGAUGAAGAAGAAUGCAGAGCUCGAAUCCGUUAUGCACAAGAACAUGAUAUCACUAAUUUCUAUAUGCUCACUUUAGAUAAAGAUCGAAUUAUUGAUGCUGGUCCCAAAGGAAACUAUGCUCGGUUCAUGAAUCAUUGUUGCCAACCCAACUGUGAAACACAAAAAUGGUCUGUCAAUGGAGAUACCCGUGUUGGCCUUUUUGCCUUAAGUGACAUUAAAGCAGGCACUGAACUUACCUUCAAUUACAACCUAGAGUGUCUUGGGAAUGGAAAAACAGUUUGCAAAUGUGGAGCUCCGAACUGCAGUGGCUUCUUGGGUGUGAGGCCAAAGAAUCAACCCAUUGUCACUGAAGAAAAGUCAAAGAAAUUCAAGAAGAAGCAACAGGGGAAGCGCAGGAGCCAAGGUGAAGUCACAAAAGAGAGAGAGGAUGAGUGUUUCAGCUGUGGGGAUGCUGGUCAGCUCGUCUCCUGCAAGAAGCCAGGCUGCCCGAAAGUUUAUCAUGCAGACUGUCUCAAUCUGACCAAGCGACCAGCAGGGAAGUGGGAGUGUCCUUGGCACCAGUGUGAUGUCUGUGGAAAAGAAGCAGCCUCCUUUUGUGAGAUGUGCCCCAGCUCCUUUUGCAAGCAGCAUCGAGAAGGGAUGCUUUUCAUUUCUAAGCUCGAUGGGCGCCUGUCUUGUACUGAACAUGAUCCCUGUGGGCCCAACCCUCUGGAACCAGGGGAGAUCCGUGAGUAUGUGCCUCCCCCAGUACCGCUGCCUCCAAGCCCCAGCACUCACCUGGCAGAACAGUCAUCAGCAAUGGCUACUCAGGGGUCCAAGAUGUCUGAUAAGCCACCUACUGAUGCCUCCCAGAUAUUGCCACUCUCCAAAAAAACUCUGACAGGGACUUGUCAGAGGCCACUGCUACCUGAAAGACCUCCAGAGAGAACUGACUCUAGUUCCCACCUUUUAGAUAGGGUCAGAGACCUUGCUGAGUCAAGGACCAAAUCCCAGUCUUUGGUAUCCUGCCAGAGGCCACUGGACAGACCACCUGCUAUGGAAGGACCAAGACCUCAGCUAUCUGACAAAACCUCUCCAAUGACCAACCCAAGCUCCUCAUCCUCAGUCAGGUCCCUGCCACUGGAAAGACCUUUGGGAAUGACAGACCCAAGGCUGGAUAAAUCCAUAGGUGCUGCCAGCCCAAGGUCCCAGUCACUGGAGAAAACCCCAGCUCCCGCUGGCCUGAGACUUUCACCAACAGACAGGCUGCUGGCUACCAGCAGUCCCAAACCCCAGACUUCUGACAGGCCCCCAGACAAAUCCCAUGCUUCUUUGUCCCAGAGACUUCCACCUCCUGAGAAAGUACUGUCAGCUGUGGUCCAGUCCCUGGUAGCUAAAGAGAAAGCACUGAGGCCUGUAGACCAGAACACUCAAUCAAAACACAGAGCUGCUUUGGUGAUGGAUCUCCUAGACCUAACUCCUCGACAGAAGGAGCGGGCUGCUUCUCCUCAUGAGGUCACACCACAGGCUGAUGAAAAGAUGCCAAUGCUGGAAUCAAGCUCCUGGCCUUCCAGCAAAGGUCUGGGGCAUAUGCCACGAGCUGUGGAGAAAGGCACUAUAUCAGAUCCCCUUCUCCAACCACCUGGAAAAGCAGCAGCCCCUUCAGAACACCCUUGGCAAGCUGUUAAAUCACUCACCCAGGCUAGACUUCUUUCUCCACCUCCUGCCAAGGCUUUUUUAUAUGAAUCAGCAAUUCAAGCCUCAGGAAGAGCUCCUGCAGGAGCUGAGCAGAUCCCAGGGCCUCCCAGCCAAGCUCCAGGCCUGGUAAAACAGGUGAAGCAGAUGUCUAGAGGCCACCAACUACCUGGACUUGCUGCCAGGAGUGGGCAGUCCUUCAGGUCUCUUGGGAAGGUCUCAGCUUCCCUCCCCACAGAAGAGAAGAAGUUGGCAACCACAGAACACAGUCCAUGGGGCCUGGGAAAAUCCUCGCCAGGGGCAGGGCUCUGGCCCAUAGUGGCUGGACAAACACUAGCCCAGUCUUGCUGGUCUGCUGGGGGCACACAGACAUUGGCACAAACUUGCUGGUCCCUUGGAAGAGCGCAAGACCCCAAACCAGAGCAAAAUACACUUCAAGCUCUUAACCAGGCUCCUUCUAGUCGCAAAUGUGCAGAGUCAGAAAAGAAAUAAUAUCAGUAAAUGUCACAUAACCAGACAAGCUGUCCCCAGGGUACCAUUUGGGGAGGGGGAUCUUUUUAUUUCUUGGAAAACAGACAUACCCCAACACUUUUCACUGUUAUUCUUUCCUUAUAUACCAACACUCAGAACUCUGGUGACAUCAGCCCAUGGGAACUUGUGGUUGUGUGAACCAUGUAUGGAAAUCCAUUGGGCCCCAGGUCAAGGAGACAGACAGACUUGAGUCUCUUUGCCGUAACUUUUACAUAUGGUCAACUUAAAAUAAAAAGUCCACUCUGGAAUCAAGAAUGGAAUUCAGUUCCACUGGUCAAGUUUGAAAGAAUAGGGGGCUCUCAAAGCUAUUUUCCUAGCCCUGCAGUACCCCAUUGAGAGCAUCUGAUAAGCCUUUAGGAGGAUCUAAUGUUCAUUUAGAUCAGAGGCAAUUUCCUGAGCAUUGAUAUGGUCCUAGCAUAUGCUAGGCCAGGAGGCUAGACACUGAUGAGAAAUACAGAAAUACAUAAAGCCUGAUCCCUAUGAGCCUAUCUUGCCUUAUUGGGUUCCCAGGCUGUUUUCAGGGACCUCUGACCAGGAAACAACAGAAAGUACUGAGAGGCCCUGGGUUUCAAGGUUCAUUUUCAAAUGGUUUUUUAUGGCCCCCAAAAGUGUCUAUGUUGAACAUGUGUCUCCUGGUUGACCGUGCAUGCAUAUAUGUGCAUGCCAUGGACCUGAAAAGCUCUUCUCUGUAGGUGGAAAGGUGCUGCAUCAAGGCCGAGGUAAGCUGUUGGCUGGGGCAGCUGCUGCCACCUCUGUUAGGCAGUCUGAGGAUUUGUCCUUGGAGGAGCGUCUGGUUAGAGGGAGCACAGACUCUUGAGAAUGUAGUGUCCCAGAAAUGGACAAGGGCAAUUGGCAAAUUUACCUUUUUUUUCUACCAAUUAUCCUUUUACAAGAACCCCAUCCCCAUUUCCUCUAACACUCAGGUGCUUUCAGAUUUCAGUCUCGGGCAGUGGAUUUAGGGAAUUUCUGGCAAGCUCCAAGAAAGACACACCACUUUGAAGAAGUGAGAAAGCCUGGUGGAAAAUUGCUUCACUCCCAGUCUUGUGCCCUCCAAACCAAAAGGAAGAAGCCCACCUCACCUCCCUUUAUUGCUGUACUUUCUAUUAUGGAGAGCACAUGCCUGGUAACCGCUCAGUGGCAAGCCAGAACCCUUUCCUAAGACUGGAGAGAGAUGUGGUGUUUGGAGCAAUGUCCAGUCUAAGAGAUGACUCCUCAACUGCUGAUUAUCUGUUACUGCUGCCCUGAGCUGGGGCCCAAGGGCUGGGAAAUCUGUUGGUGCUACCCUGCCCUACCAUUUCCCCAGCUCACCCAACUGCCAACAGAAAGUGCUGUUUGGCUAGUUCCAUCAAAUCCACCUGUCCUUUGUCCUUAGACCAAAUGUGUUUACCUGUUUGCUUUGCCAACUUAGCCAGCAUAUUUAGCCACCAUCACCAUCUCCUUUCUCUCUUUACAGUUUUUCACCCUCAGCAGGGUUCUGUAUUUUGCCCCAGUUUCCUCCUCCCUAAAUUCCUGUUGAAGUUAACUCACUUCUCAAGAGGAAGGAACAGUAGUUAUUAUAGAAGCAUUUGCGCUUUAUAUAAAAAGUAAAAGUAGAAUAUGCUUUUAUUUCCCAAAGUCUGUCUCUGGGAUUGAGACACUUGAACUCAGGCAGAUGGAUGAGGCUGAGGCAGGGCUGUCCCAAGUUUGGACACCUAAUCCCUGCAUUUCACUGAAACCUCGGAAUCUCCUCUGUGAAUUCCACCUGCCUAGUUCUCCCCUUUCAUCAUCUCUUCCCACAUCAUCAGAGUGGAAAAGCUCUUUGUUUAAAAGGAAGAGAAAACAGAAAGCAUCUUAUUUUCUUUUAAAAGAAUUUUAAACCAUAAAGAUAUUUUUAAAGAAAUUCAACCAGAACAUUAAAGUUCACUAUAUUAAGUAUUUAUCAUGUGUGAGAAUAAGUAUAUAAAUGCAGCUAGUUAGGCCCCUUCCCUGAUUCCUUAGGUUGUGUGAGUAGGUUUGCUUGGUGCCAGUCCUGUGCCCUUUGAUCUCCUGUCAUCUGUAG